AUGGCACAAAAUACUGCUGACAAGCAUGUUCAGUUUGAUACUAAUAAGCCACGUAUAUUUUGGAGUGCUGGACAAGUAUCUAAUUUGCAACACGAGCAAAUAUUGCCUGUUGUUUUGAAGAAAAGGCUAUUACUGCCCUAUACUCCACCCGAUUCGUUAAUGAAUGAUUUAUUUAGUGCAAUUCAACGUAAAACAUGGACAAAAGCAAAAUCCCUAUGCUACGAAUUGAUUUUAUGUGAUUCACAACGAAAAACCUAUCGAGAUCUUUACAUUUUGUUGGACAAGAUAACAGACAUAAUUGAUGUACGCGUAAACGGUCCAAGAGAAGAAUCAUCCGAUUCAUCUUUGACAUCAUGCGAUGAUGGAGAUUUGAAUGAUGAUCAACGACGAAGAAAAUUGUAUCGAAAAAGAAGAGAUAAAGCAAGCAGUAAACGUCAAGUAAAGAUGAAGUCUUUUUAUUAG
Molecule: messenger RNA, 462 nt
Organism: Didymodactylos carnosus
Lineage: Eukaryota; Metazoa; Rotifera; Eurotatoria; Philodinida; Philodinidae
Source: the annotation of a GenBank genome assembly